UCGGGUUUCGUCAGGGGUGACGAGGGGAUACGCGGCUCAAGGGAUAGAUAAGUGAAGAAACAACUUUCCAAGCUCCAAUUACACCGUUAAUCGAGGAUAAAUAAGAAUGGCGAGUGAGAAAGUAAAGGUUGCUGGAGAAAUCCUUACCCCUCUUCGUUGUAAACACACCUCAACAGCAUGAUUACUUACUGUAUGUGUUGUUUUGUAAGCGGAAAGGGGAACGAAUUCACUUUUUCUGAAGUUUUGCUGUGAAGCAUGGAGCCAGAGUUCGGAGAGAGCGGAGGGGUGAAAAGUUCCAAACUUAAGAAACGGAAGAAAAAGCAAAACAAAAGAGAGAGUAAAAGCAGGACGGUGCACUCGAAUCUGCUGUACAGCGGUGCCAAGGGAGACGAGAACCCCAACAGACACUAUGCACUCAAUCACAUUAAAACCACCAAAUACACCGUGCUGUCUUUUCUACCCAAGAACCUGUUCGAGCAGUUCCACAGAUUCGCCAACGUCUAUUUCGUUUUUAUCGCUUUGCUCAACUUUGUGCCCAUUGUCAAUGCAUUUCAGCCGGAGCUGGCGCUAGCUCCCGUGGUUUUUAUUCUGUCUGUUACCGCUCUCAAGGAUCUUUGGGAGGAUUACAGAAGACACCGAUCGGAUAAAGAAAUUAAUCACAUGGAUUGUCUCGUUUACUGCAGGAAUGAAAGGAAGUACGUGGAGAAGUACUGGAAGGAAAUCCAGGUUGGGGAUUUCAUUCGUCUUCGAUGCAAUGAGAUCAUUCCUGCAGACGUGCUUCUCCUGUCCUCCAGCGACCCUGACGGUCUGUGUCACAUUGAAACAGCAACACUGGACGGGGAGACCAGUCUCAAACAGAGGCAGGUGGUGAGGAGCUUCUCAGAGCUGGACUGUGAGUUUGACCCCACACAGUAUAAGACAGUAAUCGAAUGUGAGAAGCCCAACAAUGAUCUGAACAGGUUCCGGGGUUACAUGAUACACCGAAGUGGAAGGAGAGACGGGCUUUGCAAGGAGAACCUGUUACUGCGAGGAUGCACGAUAAGAAACACGGAGGAAGCCGUAGGGAUCGUCAUUUAUGCAGGUCAUGAAACCAAAGCCAUGUUGAAUAACAACGGACCUCGUUACAAACGCAGCAAGCUGGAAAGACAGAUGAAUGUACAUGUGUUUUGGUGUGUCAUCAUACUUUUGGUCAUGUGCCUCUUUGCUGCCGUUGGGCACGGACUGUGGGUGUGGCAGUAUGGAGAGCACCGACCUGUUUUUGAUGUUCCGAGCCCAGAAGGACCUGCCCUAUCACCAGCGUUAUCUGCAGUAUACCUCUUCUUAACUAUGAUCAUCAUCUUUCAGGUAUUGAUUCCCAUCUCUCUCUACGUCUCCAUUGAAAUUGUAAAAAUCUGCCAAGUGUACUUUAUUCAUCAAGACUUGGAUCUGUAUGACGAGGAGACAGACUCCCACCUGCAGUGCCGGGCGCUGAACAUCACCGAGGAUCUGGGACAAAUGCAGUACAUCUUCUCUGACAAGACCGGCACCCUCACAGAGAACAAGAUGGUCUUCCGAAGGUGCACCGUGAUGGGAGAGGAGUACUCCCACGAUGCAAAUGCGAGAAGGAUAGCCACAUACCAAGAGGCUGACUCUGAAGAGGAGGAGUGUACCUCCAAAGUGGGGACCCUGCCCAGACGGGACAGCGUGACGAGCCAUCACAGUGUCAAAGGCAUGCAUCGCUCACAGAGCACCAAGUCCCACCGGAGGACAGGCAGCAGAGCUGAGGCAAAGAGGGCCAGCAUCCUCUCCAAGCACACUGCGUUCAGCAGCCCAAUGGAGAAAGACAUCACCCCUGACCCAAAAUUGUUUGACAAGGUUAAUGAAUGUUCCAGCCAGUUAUACUUGAUGAGAAGCCAGGGGCAGCCUAUGAACCACCUCGCCUCUGAACUGUCUGACAUUAUCGAUUUCUUCAUCGCCUUAACAAUUUGCAAUACAGUCGUGGUCUCUUCACCGAAUCAGCCAAGACACAAGGUCCGUGUCAGGUUGGAGCUGAAGUCUCCGGUGAAGACCAUCGAAGACUUUAUCCGCCGCUUCACUCCCAGCCGCUUGACUGGGUCGAACAGCAGCAGUUCCUCCAGUCUGGUAACCAACAGAUCGACGCACAAGACGUGCUCCAGCCUCCUCUCUUCUCCCUCCGCAGAGAGCACUCUGAUGGGACUGGAGGAGGAGCUGGGCCCGGCGCCCCGAAGUCAGGCCGGUCCGGCCAGCCCUCCGGGGGGAGACGGGGAGCUGCGCUACGAGGCAGAGUCCCCGGACGAAGCAGCUCUCGUCUAUGCAGCCAGAGCCUACAACUGCGCGCUGGUGGGGAGGCUGCCUGAGCAGGUGACUGUGGAGCUGCCACACCUGGGCGAGCUGACCUUUGAACUCCUGCACACCCUGGGCUUCGACGCGACCAGGAAGAGGAUGUCGGUGGUGGUGAGGCACCCGCUGACCGGCGAGAUCGUCGUUUACACCAAAGGAGCCGAUUCCGCUCUCAUGGAUCUCACCAGGCCCAGCUCCACAGAUGAGAACAGUGGCAAACACCAAAGAAAGAUUCUGAAUAAAACCCAGAAUUACCUAAACCUCUAUGCUGCUGACGGCCUUCGGACUCUCUGUAUUGCCAAAAGGGUAUUAAAUAAAGAAGAAUAUGCAUGUUGGUUAAAAAGUCAUCUGGAAGCAGAAAUACAUUUUCAUCAAAACCUUUUGUCUGAGUCGGCUCUGCGAUUGGAGAAGAAUCUGCAUCUUUUAGGUGCCACUGGUAUUGAAGACCGCCUGCAGGACGGUGUUCCUGAAGCCAUUGCUGCUCUCCGCAAGGCUGGGUUACAGGUCUGGGUUCUCACGGGGGACAAACAAGAAACCGCAAUCAACAUUGCCUACUCCUGCAAACUGCUGGACCACGAGGAAGAGAUCAUCACUCUGAACGCUGAAACACCAGAAGCCUGUGCUGUUCUUCUGGAUGAGAGUAUACACUACAUUCAAUCCAAGUUUGUCAAUAACACUCUCAACCCUGCUGCUGGAGACUUUGAGGUUGACUUCACCCCGUUCCAAAUCCCUUCCUCCUCCUCCUCGGUUCUCCGCCUGGGUCUGGUUAUUGAUGGCAGAACCUUGGCAUACGCUCUGGAUAAACGGCUGGAAGACAAAUUCCUUGCUGUGGCCAGAAGCUGCAGAUCAGUGCUGUGCUGUCGAUCCACUCCUUUACAGAAAAGCAUGGUGGUGAAACUGGUUCGGAACAAGCUCAAAGUAAUGACCUUGGCAAUAGGUGAUGGAGCUAAUGAUGUCAGCAUGAUCCAGGUCGCUGAUGUGGGAGUGGGAAUCUCUGGACAGGAAGGCAUGCAGGCUGUCAUGGCCAGUGACUUUGCAGUCCCACGGUUCCAGUAUUUGGAGAAACUCCUCCUGGUUCAUGGACACUGGUGCUACUCUCGACUUGCCAAUAUGAUCCUCUAUUUUUUCUACAAAAAUGCAAUGUUCGUAGCCAUUCUCUUCUGGUUCCAGUUUUACUGUGGGUUCUCGGGAUCGGCCAUGAUGGAUCAGUGGUACCUUAUUUUCUUUAACCUGAUGUUCUCUUCCUUUCCUCAACUUGUUACCGGGAUCCUGGACAAGGACGUCUCCUCGGAGACUCUGUUAGCUCUGCCUGAGCUCUACAGAAACGGGCACGACUCUGAGGAAUAUAAGCCACACAUGUUCUGGAUGAAUAUGAUAGAUGCCUUCUACCAAAGCCUCGUCUGCUUUUUCAUUCCUUAUUUUGCCUAUGCUGACUCCGAUGUGGAUUUGUUUACUUGGGGAACUCCGGUCACCACCUUGGCUCUUUUCACUAUCCUGAUGCAUUUAGGCAUUGAAACAAAGACAUGGACCUGGCUCAACUGGGCCUCCAUUGUGUUCAGCCUCGCCCUGUUCUUCACUGUAGCGCUGUGCUACAACGCUUCCUGCCCUACAUGUUACCCUCCAUCCAAUCCCUACUGGACCAUGCAGAGGCUCAUGGGAGACCCCAUGUUCUACCUGCUUUGUGCUCUCACCCCCAUCGUUGCUCUGCUUCCCAGAUACUUACAGCGAGUGUUUCAGGGAACGCUGCUCCCUACCCCGGUCCAACAAGGACGGCAGCUGGAUGAACUUCCAUCGGAUAAACGAAGCAAAAUUCUUCGUCAACGAAGUACAACAGUAGAAUCGCCGUUUGGUCCCGGACCCUCUUUCCACUUGUUUCCAGGGCCUUUCCCAAUGGAUUACAGAGCAGCUGAAUCCCACUCCCGCCAGCUCCGUGAAGCCUCCAGAGACUUCGACCAGCCAGGGAACGGCUCAGCCGCUCAAGCAGAUAGACGGGACAGAGAGAGAGGGGCAAGCCCGAGCAGAAGUGACCCUUCUGGAGAUGCACAGGAUGAGGAUCCGUUUUCAAAACCAAAGAGCCAUCGGGCUUCAGAUGCCAACACGCUGCCUUAUUCAGAAGCUCCGCAGGCUGCUGUAGACUCUGAGUCCUCCUUCUGUGAAGACGGCUUCAGACUGGACCCCAUCGGGGACUUCGAUUUACUGAACUGGAUAACAUCCGCUGCAUUGUUUAAUCAGCCUGGGAGUGCAGUGCAGGCAGAGUCCUCGCAAAGCAUGUUGCAAACUGCUGAGAAGAAGGGUGGCAGCCCUUUAGCCACCAGCACACGCCCACACUGGGAUCUGCAGGUUAUACAAAAGCAGCAGCUUGUGACCCCGGUCAGCAGUGAAGUGAAGGCAGCUGUUCCAGACCGUUUAAAAGAGGGAGCUCUCCAAACAACAUUGUUAUGAGAUAGUGUUUUAUUACAGACUAUUUAUAUGAUUCAAUUUGCACAGCAGUUGUACAAUACUAUUCCAUCAUCAACAUUUCCAGAGUAUGUUUUAUGUCCUGUAAGUUGCUACAAUCUGUAGUUCUAGUAUUUAAUUUUUUUUUAGGUUUACAAUCUAAAAAGCUUUCCAGUUUCUCUUGUUUUUGAGAGCAUAAGAUUGAGGUAUGUGUUGUUUUAAUGUCAUCGGAAAGUUUACAAGAAGUUUUCAUCUCAUGACCAAACACAAACAUAUUAAUCAGCACAUCAGAUAUUACAAAAGUUACACCAAAUAUUGUUUCUGCGCUUCAAAAUGAUCAGAACUAAAAAAAAUACCUCUUAAGUACUGUUUUUAUGGAUCACUGUAGAGAGAGGAAAUGUGUUACUGGGUAUUUUAAUAAGAGCACUUGCUCAAAGUCAUUGCAAUUUGCGCUUGAUAUUAAGUACAAAAAGGGUUAAAGGAUCUCAGAAUUAAACUUCUUGAAGGACAGUUGGAAGUAUAUUCACAACUGAGACAUGAGAUACAGUUGGAUGCACACAGAAGUGUAAUAGUUAUGAAGCAAUGUGCAGGGCUCGGUCAUUAUAUUUGCAGCGUUUGUGUUCGAUGCAGCUGCCAUUAUAAUCGUGGUUCUUGGUUGAUACCUGUUAUGUGUCUCUUCAGCCCUCCUCUUCCCCGCUGUACAUAGAUCAGUCAGUAGUUGUCUUCUGGGUAUUUCCCAUUUCUUAACGCAGCUUCUCUGGUUCAGCCUGAGAUUGAAAUGCACAAGCAUGCCUCUUUCAAACUCUGAAUCGUUGCUUCUGCCCAUUGUAUACGAAUAAUAAGUAUCAGCUAAAAUAUGACAUGUCACGUGAUUCAGGCCUAAAAUAUGACAUGUCACGUGAUUCAGCUCCUAUAAUAUGACAUGUCACGUGAUUCAGAUCUUACAAUGUCACGUGAUUCAGCUCCUAUCAUAUGACAUGUCACGUGAUUCAGAUCCUACAAUAUGAUGUCACGUGAUUCAGAUCCUAUAAUAUGACAUGUCACGUGAUUCAGAUCCUACAAUAUGACAUGUCACGUGAUUCAGCUCCUAUCAUAUGACAUGUCACGUGAUUCAGAUCCUACAAUAUGACGUCACGUGAUUCAGCUCCUAUCAUAUGACAUGUCACGUGAUUCAGCUCCUAUCAUAUGACAUGUCACGUGAUUCAGAUCCUACAAUAUGACGUCACGUGAUUCAGCUCCUAUCAUAUGACAUGUCACGUGAUUCAGAUCCUAUAAUAUGACAUGUCACGUGAUUCAGCUCCUUUGCAUUGCCUCUCAAUGCACACACUUCAUUCCAGGGUUACAUGUCGUAUGAUUCCUAGUUUUCAAGCGUAUUAAUCAGUGUACCUAUAAAAGUCUAAAGCAUCGGAAUUGCCUUUUUCCUGGUAAAUCAAGCUAGUCAUGUAUGACCAAACCUGAUAGUUUAUAUAAUAAUUAUAUAAUUAUAAGAACCCCUCUUUGAAGUUACUCCAGUGUUUGCUGCAUUCAUUGCUCUGUUCAAACUGUACAUGCAUUUGCUGUAGUUCUACCAGCUUCUAUUUUCUAGUAGUGCUGUUACUGCGUAUAGUCCUGCAAAUGGCAGGAAGUGCAAGCCAAGAACUACAGCCAGAAGAUGAGUUUUAAAUAUAAAUCCCUUAAUGAGAAUUAUUAUUGUAUGCAACAGGGUUGUUUUUAUGUUUGCCUGACACUCCAGGCAUGCGGUAUAGCCGAUUCCCAUGACCUGAUUUCUACUUGAGAGUGUCAUUCUGGUUAUGAGAUGGAACAGAUAUAGCAACUACACCGUGGGCUAGUCUUCAAAACAAAUAUAUAAGUAAACAGUCUGUUGCUGAGUAAGCUAUGUGUAGUCAUGCAGAUUGUAUCAAAGGCAUUUUAAUGUCUGUGCCAUACCCUUCGAGAGCGCUUCUGCUUCACACAGAGGAGGUCACAUCUCCAAGCUGAUUGUCUCUAUUUUAAUGUCUGUGCCAUACCCUUCGAGAGCGCUUCUGCUUCACACAGAGGAGGUCACAUCUCCAAGCUGAUUGUCUCUAUUUUAAUGUCUGUGCCAUACCCUUCGAGUGUGCUUCUGCUUCACACAGAGGUCACAUCUCCAAGGUGAUCAUCUCUAUUUUAAUGUCUGUGCCAUACCCUUCAAGAGCGCUUCUGCUUCACACAGAGGAGGUCACAUCUCCAAGCUGAUUGUCUCUAUUUUAAUGUCUGUGCCAUACCCUUCGAGAGCGCUUCUGCUUCACACAGAGGAGGUCACAUCUCCAAGCUGAUUGUCUCUAUUUUAAUGUCUGUGCCAUACCCUUCGAGUGUGCUUCUGCUUCACACAGAGGUCACAUCUCCAAGCUGAUUGUCUCUAUUUUAAUGUCUGUGCCAUACCCUUCGAGUGUGCUUCUGCUUCACACAGAGGAGGUCACAUCUCCAAGGUGAUCGUCUCUAUUUUAAUGUCUGUGCCAUACCCUUCUUGAGCGCUUCUGCUUCACACAAAGGAGGUCACAUCUCCAAGCUGAUUGUCUCUAUUUUAAUGUCUGUGCCAUACCCUUCGAGUGUGCUUCUGCUUCACACACAGAGGUCACAUCUCCAAGGUGAUCGUCUCUAUUUUAAUGUCUGUGCCAUACCCUUCGAGAGCGCUUCUGCUUCACACAGAGGAGGUCACAUCUCCAAGCUGAUUGUCUGUAUUUUAAUGUCUGUGCCAUACCCUUCGAGUGUGCUUCUGCUUCACACAGAGGAGGUCACAUCUCCAAGCUGAUUGUCUCUAUUUUAAUGUCUGUGCCAUACCCUUCGAGUGUGCUUCUGCUUCACACAGAGGUCACAUCUCCACAGUGACCUCUAUAGAAAUGCAUCACUGAAUGCAGUCGACAUCCCUCCUGUGUUUGAGCCUCGGCAUCCCCAGCACAGCUUUACAUUUAUACUGUGGCUCAAACACACACGAGCCUGGCACUGUGUGCUCUUUUUAAACUGUCUGCAUUGUGCAGGAUGGAUAACAGCAGUGUUCAAGUAGGUUAAUAAAGAAAAUAAUUCACGCAAAAAACGAUAUAUUUACAUACAACAGAGCAAAUAGACUCACUAAAUUAAUUGAGUGGAUAUAGACCUUAGUUUGAAUGUUUAUGGAAUCAUAAACAUAACUUCAUACCCCAGUACACCGUGCGAUACUCUGAUCCGCAUUCUACUUCAUACCCUUGUACACUGUGCCAUACUCUGAUCAGCAUUCUACUUCAUACCCCAGUACACUGUGCCAUACUCUGAUCAGCAUUCUACUUCAUACCCCAGUACACUGUGCCAUACUCUGAUCAGCAUUCUACUUCAUACCCCACUACACUGUGCCAUACUCUGAUCAGCAUUCUACUUCAUACCCCAGUACACUGUGCCAUACUGUGAUCAGCAUUCUACUUCAUACCCCAGUACACUGUGCCAUACUGUGAUCAGCAUUCUACUUCAUACCCCAGUACACUGUGCCAUACUCUGAUCAGCAUUCUACUUCAUACCCCAGUACACUGUGCCAUACUCUGAUCAGCAUUCUACUUCAUACCCCAGUACACUGUGCCAUACUCUGAUCAGCAUUCUACUUCAUACCCCAGUACACUGUGCCAUACUCUGAUCAGCAUUCUACUUCAUACCCCAGUACACUGUGCCAUACUCUGAUCAGCAUUCUACUUCAUACCCCACUACACUGUGCCAUACUCUGAUCAGCAUUCUACUUCAUACCCCAGUACACUGUGCCAUACUCUGAUCAGCAUUCUACUUCAUACCCCAGUACACUGUGCCAUACUCUGAUCAGCAUUCUACUUCAUACCCCAGUACACUGUGCCAUACUCUGAUCAGCAUUCUACUUCAUACCCCAGUACACUGUGCCAUACUCUGAUCAGCAUUCUACUUCAUACCCCA
Polyodon spathula (Mississippi paddlefish) is the source of this 8682-nucleotide messenger RNA. Its product is annotated as phospholipid-transporting ATPase VA-like. The transcript has 23 exons. The record is from RefSeq and is a predicted model, not a curated record. Gene Ontology annotation, molecular function: ATPase-coupled intramembrane lipid carrier activity; ATP hydrolysis activity; magnesium ion binding. Gene Ontology annotation, cellular component: plasma membrane. NCBI's taxonomy places the organism in Eukaryota, Metazoa, Chordata, Actinopteri, Acipenseriformes, Polyodontidae. Gene Ontology annotation, biological process: phospholipid translocation. The coding region runs from base 256 to 4782 and encodes 1508 amino acids.